Messenger RNA from Oryzias melastigma (Indian medaka), 599 nucleotides. It is a transcript of the gene syce3, whose product is annotated as synaptonemal complex central element protein 3. NCBI's taxonomy places the organism in Eukaryota, Metazoa, Chordata, Actinopteri, Beloniformes, Adrianichthyidae. The record is from RefSeq and is a predicted model, not a curated record. The transcript is spliced from 3 exons. Bases 152 to 436 code for a protein of 94 amino acids. Gene Ontology annotation, biological process: reciprocal meiotic recombination; spermatogenesis; synaptonemal complex assembly.
UUGAAUUGUUGUCCAAAGGCCCCUACAGAAAAAUCCCACCGUGGAAGAUGUCCUUGAACGUCUCCCCCGCGCGAGCUGAUUUUCAUUUUAAUUUCAGGACUUUUCUUCAAAAGCACCGGGCUAAACUUCUGCUAAGAUAUCUAAAACCAACAUGAGCGAUUCGACUCCUGCGUCAGAACUUCCGCUGAACAACGACGACGUGUUGGAACUGAACAAGAAUUUGGAGCGAAUGGUCGAAGACAGUGAGAACAUGUCGGCGCAGCUGACCUGGAUGGCUUACGACAUGGUGGCUCUGCGGACCAACCCAGAGGUGGGAGCUUCCAUGCGGCAGCUGGAGGAGGCGUAUCAGAGAUGCAGGGCUGCUGUUUUGGGGGAUUCGGCCCCAGAGCCUCAGGGGGAUCCAGACUCUGCCGCUGCUAAACCGGCGGACAUGUGAUGUUCAGGAAAUACUCGGACUUUACAGCAUUAUUCCAGUGCUUUGUUUAGUUCAAGUUUUAACUGGAAGUUGCAGCAUCCUUUAUUGGAAAUAAAAGAGUGUUUAUGUGAAGUUUCCGUCUCUGUUAACAUUUGUGUACUAUUAAAAGACUUUGACUCUUGGA